AUGAUCUUUCUCUUCUCAUUUUUUCUUUUUUCAUCUUUCUUUUUUCUUUCUUUCUUUCUUUCUUUUCAAAAUGCCCCACCCAUUUACAUUUUCCAAUCUAGCAAACUCCAUGAUUUCCCUCUCUUUUGCCUGUGCACAAAUGAUUAUAUGGUCGAGAUGAGAAUAAAACGUCACUCUUCUUUUUUUUGCUUCCUUACUAUUAAGUAUCUUUUACUUCUCUUUCUCUUAUAUCUUUAUCAUUCCUUUUCCCUUCUUUUUCAGUAUUUUCUCUUUCUUUUCUAUCUUGUUGAUCUGACAUUUCUUUUCACAUUCUGUUCUCUUCUCUCUUUACUAAUCUCAUUUUCACUCUCACUCUCUCUUUUCUAUGUCAUUUUCAAUUUCUUUUCUCUCUUAUUUCAUUUUCAUAUUUUCUCUCAGUUUCCUGAUUUAUUCUUUACUCUCUUUUCUCUCCUCUCUUUUCUGGUCUUAUUUUCACUUUCUCUUUCUUUUCUCUCCUUUCUUUUCUGGUCUUAUUUUCACUUUCUCUUUCUUCUCUCUCCUCUCUUUUCUGUUCUUAUUUUCACUUUCUCUUUCUUUUCUCUCCUCUCUUUUCUGUUCUUAUUUUCACUUUCUCUUUCUUUUCUCUCCUUUCUUUUCUGUUCUUAUUUUCACUUUCUCUUUCUUUUCUCUCCUUUCUUUUCUGUUCUUAUUUUCACUUUCUCUUUCUUUUCUCUCCUUUCUUUUCUGUUCUUAUUUUCACUUUCUCUUUCUUUUCUCUCCUUUCUUUUCUGGUCUUAUUUUCACUUUCUCUUUCUUUUUUCUCCUCUCUUUUCUGGUCUUAUUUUCACUUUCUCUUUCUUCUCUCUCCUCUCUUUUCUGUUCUUAUUUUCACUUUCUCUUUCUUUUCUCUCCUCUCUUUUCUGUUCUUAUUUUCACUUUGUCUUUCUUCUCUCUCCUUUCUUUUCUGUUCUUAUUUUCACUUUCUCUUUCUUUUCUCUCCUUUCUUUUCUGUUCUUAUUUUCACUUUCUCUUUCUUUUCUCUCCUUUCUUUUCUGGUCUUAUUUUCACUUUCUCUUUCUUUUCUCUCCUUUCUUUUCUGUUCUUAUUUUCACUUUCUCUUUCUUUUCUCUCCUUUCUUUUCUGGUCUUAUUUUUUCUCUUUCUUUUUCUUUUUUUUUUCUCCUUUCUUUCUCUCUGGUCUUAUUUUUUUCCUUUCUCUUUCUUUUCUCUCCUCUUUUUCUGUUCUUAUUUUCACUUUCUCUUUCUUUUCUCCCUUUCUUUUCUGUUCUUAUUUUCACUUUGUCUUUCUUUUCUCUUCUCUCUUUUCCUUUUUUUUCUGUUCUUAUUUUCACUUUUCUCUUUCUUUUCUCUCCUUUCUUUCUGUUCUUAUUUUCACUUUCUCUUUCUUUUCUUUUCUGUUCUUAUUUUCCCUUUCUUUUCUGGUCUUAUUUUCACUUUCUUUUUUCUCUUUCUCUCCUUUCUUUUCUGUUCUUAUUUUCACUUUCUCUUUCUUUUUCUCUCCUUUCUUUUCUGGUCUUAUUUUCACUUUCUCUUUCUUUUUCUCCUUUCUUUUCUGGUCUUAUUUUCACUUUCUCUUUCUUUUCUCUCCUCUCUUUUCUGUUCUUAUUUUCACUUUCUCUUUCUUUUCUCUCCUCUUUUUCUUUUCUUAUUUUUCUCUUUCUUUCUUUUUUUUCUCUCCUUUCUUUUCUGUUCUUAUUUUCACUUUCUCUUUCUUUUCUCUCUCCUGUUCUUUUUUCUGUUCUUAUUUUCACUUUUCUCUUUCUUUUUCUUUUCUCUUUUCCUUUUUUUCUUUUCUGGUCUUAUUUUCACUUUCUUUUUUUUUCUCCUCUUUCUUUUCUGGUCUUAUUUUCACUUUCUCUUUUUUUUCUCUCUCUUUUCUCUUUUUUCUGUUCUUAUUUUCACUUUUUUUUCUUUUCUCUCCUCUCUUUUCUGUUCUUAUUUUCACUUUCUCUUUCUUUUCUCUCCUUUCUUUUCUGUUCUUAUUUUCACUUUCUCUUUCUUUUCUGUCCUUUCUUUUCUGGUCUUAUUUUCACUUUCUCUUUCUUUUUUCUCCUCUCUUUUCUGGUCUUAUUUUCACUUUUUAUUAUAUCUACUUUGUAUUUCUUCUUAUUAUCAUUAUUAUUACUUCUUUUUUAUUUUCUUUUUAUCUCUUUUUUUUCUUUUCCUUAUUUCCUCUCUAGCCUUCCAUAUUUUUCUUCUCCCCUCAUCUCCUCAUCUUCUUUCUCUUUCCCCUGCCACCAUUUCACCUGUUUUCCCUCAAUUCUCUCUUCUUUCUUUUUUUCUUUCUUUCUUUCUUUUUUUCUUUCUUUUUUCUUUCUAUGAUCUGUCUUUGUUUUUUUCCUUUGGUCUGUUUACCUUUCUUUCUUUCUUUCUUUCUUUCUUUAUUUCUUUCUUUCUUUCUUUCUUCCUUUCUUUCUGUCUGUCUGUCUUUCUGUCUGUCUGUCUGCUUUUUGUUCUUUCUUUCUGUUUGUCUGCUUUUCUUUCUUUCUUUCUUUCUUCUGUCUUUGUUUUUUCCUUUGGUCUGUUUACCUUUCUUUCUUUCUUUCUUUCUUUCUUUCUUUCUUUCUUUCUUUCUUUCUUUCUUUUUCUUCUGUUCCUUUUUCUUCUUUCUCUGUAUCUUUUCCCUUCUCUCAUUUUCAUAUCUAUCUAUCUAUCUAUCUAUCUAUCUAUCUAUCUAUCUAUCUAUCUAUCUAUCUAUCUAUCUCAGCCUGUUCAUAUCUAUCUAUCUAUCUAUCUUAAUGAAAUCAUAAUCUAUCUUUUUAAUCUCUUCAUAUCUUUCUCUAUCAAUUUCUUCAUAUCUAUCUAUUUUAGUCUCUUCAUAUCUAUCUAUCUAUCUAUCUAUCUAUCUAUCUAUCUAUCUAUCUAUCUAUCUAUCUAUCUAUCUCAGUUUCUUCAUAUCUAUCUAUUUAUAUAUAUAUAUCUAUCUAUCUAUCUAUCUAUCUAUCUAUCUAUCUAUCUAUCUAUUCUAUUAUUCAUGUGUUUAGCUCAGUGUGAUUCUAUUUAUUUGUGUGCUUGCCUUGUGGCUGAGAUUGUUAUAAAUAUCUAUCUAUCUAUCUAUCUAUCUAUCUAUCUAUCUAUCUAUCUAUCUAUCUAUAUUCAUUGA
This is a messenger RNA of Acanthosepion pharaonis, 3102 nucleotides long. NCBI's taxonomy places the organism in Eukaryota, Metazoa, Mollusca, Cephalopoda, Sepiida, Sepiidae. The record is from the annotation of a GenBank genome assembly.